Molecule: messenger RNA, 726 nt
Organism: Rhodotorula toruloides NP11
Lineage: Eukaryota; Fungi; Basidiomycota; Microbotryomycetes; Sporidiobolales; Sporidiobolaceae
Product: NADH dehydrogenase (ubiquinone) flavoprotein 2
Exons: 7
Coding region: 1-726 (241 amino acids)
Molecular function (GO): NADH dehydrogenase activity
Source: RefSeq, a predicted model, not a curated record
AUGAAGCACGCUGCCCGCUUGUUUAGCCGACAGGCUCGCCAGUUCUCGUCCACCGCGCGCGCGGGGUCGGACGCGCUUAUGGUCCACCGAAACUCGUCCUACAACAACCCCAACAUCCCCUUCAAGCUGAACGCGGAGAACCAGAAGAUUGCCCAGCAGAUCAUCGCAAAGUACCCGCCUCAGUACAAGAAGGCGGCCGUGAUUCCCCUGCUCGAGGUCGCACAGAAGCAGAACAAGAACUGGACGAGCAUCUCUGUCAUGAACCACGUCGCCGAGAUCCUCGAGAUGCCCCCGAUGCGAGUGUACGAGGUUGCGUCGUUCUACACCAUGUUCAACCGGGAACCGGUCGGCGAGCACUUUGUCCAGAUCUGCACAACGACUCCCUGCAUGCUCGGCGGAUGCGGCUCGGACAAGAUUGUCGGGGCGAUUGAGAACCACCUCGGCAUCUCGGUUGGCGAGACCUCGAAGGACAACAAGUUCACCUUGCUCGAGGUCGAGUGCCUCGGCGCAUGCUCGAACGCGCCCAUGGUUCAGAUCAACGACAAGUUCUACGAGGACUUGACACCCGAGUCGAUGGUCCAGAUCCUCGAGGACCUGGCAGCGGGAAAGGAGCCCAAGACGGGUCCUCACAGCGCGAGGAAGGGCAGCGAGCCGAACGGUCCCCUGACCGCCUUGAACGACAUCCCUAAAGACCCGAAGGCGCACUUCUUGGCCGAGUGGCGUUAG